Molecule: messenger RNA, 1349 nt
Organism: Tachysurus vachellii
Lineage: Eukaryota; Metazoa; Chordata; Actinopteri; Siluriformes; Bagridae
Product: nuclear factor 7, brain-like
Exons: 7
Coding region: 9-1349 (446 amino acids)
Molecular function (GO): protein binding
Source: RefSeq, a predicted model, not a curated record
GGAAGUAAAUGGCUGAAUCUUCAUCACAAACAGAAGGCAGAAAAAGGGGGAACAUGGAAGAACCAGAAUUAUUUUCUCAUGACUCCAGCAGUCUCCUGUCUGAAGAUCUGCUGCUGUGUCCGAUGUGUGUGGAUGUGUUCACUGAUCCAGUCACCACUCCAUGUGGACACAACCUCUGUAAGAGCUGCCUUACACAGUGCUGGGACAUGAGUCAACACUGUCGCUGUCCAUUAUGUAACAAGAAAUUCACCAAGAGACCUGAACUGAAGAUCAAUACAACACUGAGAGAGGUUGCAGAUCUCUUCAAGAAGAAAAGUGAGCCACAUUAUCAUGUUCAGGACCGACUGAAGAAGAUAAAAGAGAUCAAACACUCAGUAGAGCAAAGCAAAAGAAGCACAGAGAAAGAGAAAGCAGACAUUGUUGAAGUCUUCACUGCUCUGAUUCGCUCCAUUGAGAGAAGUCAGGCUGAGCUGCUGGAGAUGAUGGAGGAGAAACAGAAAGCAGCAGAGAGGAAGGCUGAAAGACUCAUUAAAGAGCUGGAGCAGGAAAUCAGUGUGCUAAAGAGGAGAGACACUGAGCUGGAGCAGCUCUCACACACUGAGGAGCAUCUCCACCUCCUACAGAUUUACUCCUCCAUGUGCAGCCCUCCACACACCAAGAACUGGACUGAGAUCAGCAUUAACACUGAUGUGAGUGUGUACACUGUGACGACAGCUCUGUCUCAGCUUCAGCAGACUCUGAAUGAGAAACUCACUAAAUCAGUCAAUGACAAGUUAAAGGAAACAGAUCUGAAGAUGAUUCAGCAGUAUGCAGUGGAUGUGACUCUGGAUCCUGAUACAGCAAAUCCAUAUCUCGUCCUGUCUGCUGAUGGAAAACAAGUGACACAUGGAGACAAAAGACAGAAUCUCCCUGAUACACCACAGAGGUUUAAUUGGUGUAUCUGUGUUCUGGGAAAUCAGAGUUUCUCCUCAGGGAGAUCUUAUUAUGAGGUGCAGGUCAGAGGGAAAACUGGCUGGUCAUUAGGAGUCGCGAGAGAGAACAUUAACAGGAAGAGGGCAAUUACACUGACUCCUCAGAAUGGAUUCUGGACUGUGGUACUGAGGAAUGAGAAUCAGUAUGAUGCUUGUGAAGAUCCCUCUGUCCCCCUCACACUGAGAGAGAAGGUGGAGGUUGUGGGGGUGUUUGUGGACUAUCAGGAGGGUCUGGUCUCCUUUUAUGAUGUGAAGUCCAGAUCUCGUAUCUACUCUUUCACUGGUCAGACUUUCACUGAGAAACUCUAUCCAUACUUCAAUCCUGGUUUAAAUAAAGGAGGUAAAAAUUCAGCACCACUGAUCAUCUCCUGUAUUUAA